GAUUUUUUGAAGACAUAAGUGAGUUCUUAGCAAAAAAAUAGAAAUUAAAUUAACGUGAAAAAAAAAAAGAUUUCCCCAAAUAAAUCAUGGAUAGUUAUCAGCGUCGUCAAAUGUGUCGAGUGAAAGUGGAUCCGGAAGAUGAAAUAGUGAUUUCGGGUAUUUCUGGAAGAUUUCCAAAUUCACAUAAUAUAUCGGAAUUAAGUCACAACUUAUAUAAUAAGAUUGACAUGAUUGAACCUGUCGGUAAAAGAUUUAAAAGUGUAAAUGAUGCCAUUCCAAAGCGUUCUGGAAUAACUCACAAUCUUGAUAAGUUCGACGCAAACUUUUUCUCAAUUAAUCGUCGCUCUGCUUUGUUUAUGGAUCCUCAGCAAAGAAUACUUCAAGAACAUACAUACGAGGCAAUAUUAGAUGCUGGAAUGUGUCCAAAGGAACUUCGAGGAAGUAGAACUGGUGUUUUUGUUGGAUGUUGUUCAGCUGAGAUUGAUGAUUACUUGAUAUUCUCGGAUUUUCCUAAAGAUGGCAUGGGAAUGCUUGGAACAGCACGUGCUAUGUUAGCAAAUCGCAUUUCGUUCUCAAUGGAUUUUAAGGGACCAUCAUUGCAGGUUGACACAGCUUGUAGCAGCUCUGGUUAUGCCUUAGAUUUGGCAUUUAGUGCCAUUCGAAGUGGAGAGUGUGAAGCCGCAAUUGUUGGAGGAUCUAAUCUUAUUAUUAACGAAUCAUCGUCAAUUCAAUUUUCUAGAUUAGGAGUUCUAGCUAUGGAUGGAAUUUGUCGUCCAUUUGAUGAAAACGCUCAUGGUUAUGUUAGAGCUGAAGCAAUCACAACUCUGUUCCUACAAAAAAGAAAAGAUGCAAAACGAGUUUACGCUACUGUAGUUUAUUCUAAGACAAAUGUUGAUGGAUUUAAAAAUGAAGGCAUAACAUUUCCAUCGGCAGAACUUCAAACGAAAUUAUUCACAGAACUGUAUCAAGAAAUCGGAAUACAUCCAAAAAAUGUUGAUUAUAUUGAAGGACACAGUACAGCAACUCGAGUUGGAGAUCCAGAGGAAUGUAGUUCGAUUGAUCAAAUGUUUUGCAGGCAUCGUACAGAACCACUUUUAAUUGGAUCUAUUAAAUCAAAUAUGGGUCAUUCUGAAGCUGCUGCAUCAAAUUGUUCAGUCAUUAAAUCUAUUUUGAUUUUUGAGAAUGAAAAAAUUCCACCAAAUCUACAUUUAACAAAAGUUCGACAAGAUGUUCCAGCACUUGCAUCAGGACGACUCAAGCCAGUCACUGAAUUAACAGAUUUUAAAGGAAGCUUGAUUGCAGUCAAUAGUUUUGGUUUCGGUGGUGCCAAUUCUCAUAUAAUAUUAGGAAAACAUACAAAAGACAAACUUGAUCGUGGAAUUCCAACUGAUAACCUUCCUAGAUUGUUAGUUUGGUCAGGCAGAACUGAAGCAGCAAUAAAUGCAAUUUUCGAUAGUGUUACAAAGCAACCGCUUGAUGCUGAAUAUAUGGCACUUCUUCAAAAUACACAAAUUUCGACUCAAUCGUCUAAUACUUAUCGUGGAUAUGCAAUUUAUACCCAAGAACCUGAAUCUCCAACUGCAACAUGUAAUGAUCGUCAUAUUGAUAACUUUUCGGUAGCACGAAGACCUGUUGUUUGGGUUUUUAGUGGUAUGGGAUCUCAAUGGACUGGAAUGGGUGCUGAUUUAAUGAAGAUUCCUAUUUUUGAAAAUUCCAUCAGAAAGUGUCAUGACAUCCUUGCCAAAAAAGGAAUAGACUUGAUCAAAAUCAUCACAUCAGAUGAUCCAACAAUAUUCAACAACAUCAUGCAUUCAUUCAUUGGCAUAUCAGCAAUUCAAAUUGGCUUAACAAAUAUUUUAAAAGCAGUUGGACUGGAACCAGAUUAUAUUAUUGGACAUUCAUUUGGUGAACUUGGAUGUGCAUAUGCUGACAAUUGCUUAACAGACGAGGAAAUGAUUCUUGCAUCAUACUCACGUGGACUUGCAUCAAUAGAAAAUAAAACAGUAUUCGGAUCAAUGGCUGCUGUUGGAGUUGGACAUAAAGAAUUAAAAUCAAUGCUUGAUGACGGAAUUCAAAUUGCUUGUCAUAAUAGUUCAGACUCGUGCACGAUCUCAGGACCAGCUGAACUUGUUGCUGAAUUUGUCAAAAAAUUAAAGAUGCAAAAUAUUUUCGCAAAGGAAGUCCAAUGUUCAAAUAUUGCCUAUCAUAGCUCAUACAUAUCCAAUUUAGGUCCAACCUUGUUGAAUACAUUAAAACCAAUUAUUCAAAUGCCAAAACAACGAUCAGAAAAAUGGAUAUCCACAAGUGUACCGAAAAGUGAAUGGAACUCACUUGAAUGCAGAUAUUCAUCUGGUCAAUAUCAUACAAAUAAUUUGUUAAAUCCAGUUCUGUUCGAAGAAGGUUGUGAAAAUCUUCCGAAAAAUUCUUUAACUAUUGAAAUUGCUCCUCAUGGCUUGUUGCAGGCAAUUAUGAAGCGAUCGUUACCCGAAGGCAUGCAUUUUAGUUUGACUAAACGUGGAAAUACUGAAAGUUCAAUGCUACUUUAUAAUGCUCUUGGUAGAUUAUUUGAAAAUGGUAUCGACUUAGACUUGAGCAAACUUUAUCCACCAAUUGAGUUUCCAGUUUCUAGAGGAACUCCAAUGAUUUCGUCAUUAAUCAAAUGGGAUCACGAGGCAACAUACGAGAUUCAUACUCAUGACACUAAAGAAGUAAAUCAUAAAAUAUUUGAUGUGCAUUUAUCAGAACCUGAAUAUACUUACAUCGCAGGACAUGAGAUUGAUGGACGUGUUUUAUUCCCAGCUACAGGAUACUUGCAUUUGGUAUGGAAAACGUUUGCUGCACAAUUAAAAGAAAACUUCAAUACUUUGGAUGUUAUGUUUGAGGAUGUGAAAUUUGUUCGAGCAUGUCCUAUUAAUAAGGAUGCAGAAUAUAUGUUAACUGUUAUGGUGCAUCGAGGAACUGGUCAGUUUGAAGUAAGUGAAGGAAAUUCAACUCUUGUUACUGGAAUCGUUCGUCUUUGCGAUAACUCUAAGUUGACUGAUAUUGAAGAUAAAGAUGAUGACAAUCUGGAACUUGAGGCUACAGACUUCUACAAAGAACUUCGUCUACGAGGAUAUCAUUACAAAAAUUUAUUCAAAUCAGUUGUUUCAGCUAAAAUGGACAGUUCAAGGGGCAAACUUAAAUGGGAAAAAAAUUGGGUUACGUUCCUUGACUGCCUCCUUCAAAUUCAAAUUAUAUCGAAGGAUACUAGAUCAUUAGCUCUUCCAACUGGCAUUAAGAAAAUGAUUAUUAAGAGGAAUGAACAUGAAAAACUAAUGUCGGAACUAGGAGAGAAUCCAAUAGCUGAAGUCAAAUAUUGCCCAGAUUUGAAUAUUCUUCGAUGCGGUGGUAUAGAAAUUCGUGGUCUUAUGGCACAAACUGUCAGUAGACGUCCACCAAAAGGAAUUCCAGUACUUGAAAGUCAUCAAUUUGUUCCUCACUUUCCAACUCCAAGUUUCUCAAAAACUGAUAUUGGACGAUUUUGUGUGCAGUUGGCGAUUGAAAAUGAUCAAGUUGCAAAGGUUUCAUGUGUUGAAAUUGACAUGAAGGAUGAACGGGAGCCAUUAUGUGAAUAUUUUGGACAAGCUUUAAAUGAUCUUCCUCUUGUUACAGCGGAACUAAACUAUUUAACAUCACAAGAGAUUGAAAUUCCUCAAACAACUGUUUCAAGUUCUGAAUUGUCAGCAUUUAGCAACCAGACAUUUGUUAUCAAGUCCAAUUGCUUGUUCGAUGCUGAUUUCUUGGAAAAUGUUAAAAAGUAUAUUAGUGACAAUUCCUACAUCAUUUCCAGAGAGUCGAAAGAUUGUGAAAUCUUUUAUGAUUAUGAAGGAUCACAAGGCUUUAAAAUAGUUGCUGUCAUACCAACUGAUAGUGAAACUUUAGUAAUGAUGCAAUAUAAAAAAGUGCCACUUUCAACUCCAUCGUCCAUAAUAAAAAUUACGAAUAUCGACAAUAAUUAUUCAUGGCUUGAAAUGUUUAAGACAAAAGCCAAGACUGAGCCAACAUUAAUUUAUGCUGAAAAGGAAAGCCAGUCUGGAAUUUUAGGUCUAGCUAAUUGCAUCAGAAAAGAACCAAGUGGAAGUAAUUUGCGUUGUGUAUUUAUUGAUGAUGAAUCAGCACCGCCAUUUGAUAUUGAAGAUCCAUUCUACAAGACACAACUUAGUAAAGAUUUAGCAAUUAAUGUCUAUAAAAAUGGUAAAUGGGGAAGCCUUAAACACUUCUUAGUUAACCCUAAUUAUGAAGCAUCGCCAUACGAAGCUUCUUGUUAUGCAAAUGGAUUAAUUAGAGGUGAUCUAUCCUCAAUUAAAUGGCUUCAAAGUCCAAAAGUUGAAAAUUCUGACAACAUUGUUAAGGUUCAAUACGCUGCAUUGAAUUUCCGAGAUGUAAUGUUGGCAACUGGAAAGCUGUCAGCUGAGACAAUGGGAGAUAACAGAAUGGAUUUGAUGUGCUUGAUGGGAAUUGAAUUUGCUGGUACGAAAGAAGGACGUCGUGUUAUGGGAAUGAAAUCAGCUGGUGCUAUGGCAACUCAUGUUGAUGCUGAUGAAAUAUUAUUAUGGGAUGUUCCAGACAAUUGGUCACUUGAAGAAGCAGUAACAAUUCCAUGUGUUUAUGGAACAGUUUAUGCUGCAUUCUUCAUAACAACGAAGAUCCAGAAAGGCAAAUCAAUUUUAAUUCAUGCUGGCUCAGGUGGAGUUGGAUUAGCAGCUAUUCGAGUGGCAUUUGCUUAUGGAUUAGAAGUUUUUACAACAGUCAGUACAGAAGAAAAGAAGAACUACAUUUUAAAUGAGUUCCCUGAACUUAAACCUGAAAAUAUUGGAAAUUCUCGUGACACAACAUUUGAAGACAUGAUUAUGAAACGAACACGUGGUAAAGGAGUUGAUUUUGUACUUAAUUCACUAGCUGAAGAAAAGUUAACAGCUUCUGUUAGAUGCUUGGGCAAAGGUGGAAAGUUUUUGGAAAUCGGUAAAUUUGAUAUGGCAAAUGACAAUAAGAUUGGUCUUGGAGACUUUUUAAGAGAACUAACAUUCCAUGCUGUAUUGGUCGACAACAUGUUCAAGGCAUCAGCAGAAGAAAAAUUAGUCUUGAAAAAGCUACUGGACGAUGACAUGAGAAGAGGAAUAAUCAAGCCAUUGAAAACAAAUGUUUUUAAUGCUGAUGAGAUUGAAAGUGCUUUCCGAUUUUUAGCAAGUGGCAAGCACAUUGGAAAAGUUGUCCUUAAGAUUCGUGAGAAUGAGGAUGAUAAUGCUACACUCCCGAUUUCAGUUCUUCCAAGAAUUUAUUGCAAUCCAGAGCAUUCUUACAUUAUUUGUGGAGGCUUAGGAGGUUUUGGUUUGGAACUUGCUGAUUGGCUAAUUAUUAGAGGCUGCAGAAAUCUAGUUCUAAGUACAAGUCGAGGAAUAACAAAGAAAUAUCAAGCCUAUAGAAUUAAAUUAUGGGAAUCUUAUGGAGUCCAUAUUCAAGUCAAUAAAUCAAACAUUAGUACAAGGCAAGGAUGUGAACAAUUGAUCAACGAUGCUGUAAGGAUCGGUACAGUUGGUGGAAUUUUCAAUUUAGCAGUUCAACUACGCGACAGCAUAUUAGAAAAUCAAACAGUUGCUACAUUUGACGAAUGUAUGGCACCUAAAGCAUAUGCUACUAAGUAUUUGGAUGAGAUCUCAAGAACCAAGUGUCCAAGCUUGCAAUACUUUGUCAUCUUUUCAAGUGUUUCUUGUGGACGUGGAAAUGCAGGACAAACCAAUUAUGGAAUGGCAAAUUCAGUCAUGGAAAGGAUAAUUGAAGAAAGACAUAAUCUUGGAUUACCAGCAAAAGCAAUUCAAUGGGGUGCAGUAGGAGAAGUUGGAAUUGUUGCAGACAUGCAAGAAGAUAAAAUUGACAUGGAAAUUGGAGGAACUUUACUACAAAGAAUAUCUUCAUGCUUAGAAGAACUUGAUACAUUGAUUACUGUUGACAGUCCAAUUGUUGCAAGCAUGGUCGUUGCUGAGAAGAGAUAUAAAGGAUCUGGAAAAGGUGGCGUCCUUGAAAUGCUCAUGACAAUUAUGGGUAUUAAAGACAUGAAAAGUUUAUCACUGGAAACAAAACUCUCAGAACUUGGUAUGGACUCAUUGAUGACAGUUGAAAUUUCACAAACUUUAGAACGAGAUUUCAACAUUAUAAUUACACCACAGGAACUACGCUCAUUGACAGUUGCACAAUUAAAAGCACUUGAGGAUAGCGGAGUUAAUGCAAUUCCUGAAAAUGUAAAAGUUGGACUCGAAUUUAUAGUAAAGAAUUUUGGCGAUGAAAGUACCAGCCAUUUGACAAUAGUCAAGCUUAAUGAUAAAGCAGAAGACAGCAAUACAAAAGCAUUAAUUUUUCCUGGAAUUGAAGGUGUUGGUGGACAAAUAUUUUACGAAUUUGCAAACCAAUUGAAAUAUCCAGCAUAUCUGCUUCAAUGUGCCAAUAUUUGGAAUAUUAGUAAUUUAGAUGAGAUGUGCUCUGCCUUGAUUAAGGAUAUUGAAAAGCUGUAUAUAAAUGACUCGAAAUUCCUAUUUAUUGGAUAUUCUUAUGGCUCAAUAUUAGCUUUAAAAUUAGCAAAAUUGUUAGAGAAUUUAGGAAAAUCAGGAAAAGUCAUUAUAAUUGAUGGAUCUCCUAGUUCAUCGAAGAAAAUUCUUACUGAGAUCGUGUCAGGAUCUGGCAAUGCCGAAGAUACAAUCCAAGCAAUCGUAUUAGAUAUUAGCUUAAAAUAUACAUUCCCAAAUGACACAAGCGACCGCAAAAAAGCUGUAAUAGCUGAACCAACUUGGGAAGCCAAAUUAAAGAAGUUUGGAGAAUUAUAUCAUGACUUUGAGCUUUAUUCUAAAGAGUAUUGCUUUAAAGCUGCUACAUUAAUGAAGAAUCGUAUGAUAGCUGGAUAUAACUUAUCGAUUGACGACUUUUCAAUCAUUAAAUCACCAAUUCAUCUAGUUAAGCCAACUGAAGCAACAGUAAUUAAUGAAGAACACGAUUUUGGAUUAAAAGCAUAUUCAGACAAUGAAAUUCAUGUGACUACACUGGACGGAAAUCAUUCAACACUGCUACAGAAUCAAGAACUUUUCAAUAUUAUUAAUUCUAUUUUCGGAAUUUUUUAAAGCUUUAAUUUAACUUAAUGUUUAAAAAGUCGGGUUUAAGUUGGUUUCAAUGAAAUUAGUUAAGUUAAUUAAGCAUUAUGUAGAACAAAACUGCAAAUAAAAGUUAAAUGUAAGCUUA
This is a messenger RNA of Chironomus riparius, 7263 nucleotides long. Lineage: Eukaryota; Metazoa; Arthropoda; Insecta; Diptera; Chironomidae. The record is from the annotation of a GenBank genome assembly.